Molecule: messenger RNA, 1290 nt
Organism: Drosophila innubila
Lineage: Eukaryota; Metazoa; Arthropoda; Insecta; Diptera; Drosophilidae
Exons: 1
Coding region: 259-1134 (291 amino acids)
Source: RefSeq, a predicted model, not a curated record
AUUACCAAGCAGUUGAAGUUCUGUCAAGAAAUCUAUAAAGAAUAGAAAUAAAUUAAUAUGUACACAUUAUUUUAAAUUUCAAGACAAAACUAUAUAAUUCUCAACAAAAUCCAGAUUUAGAGUGUAUAAUAUAAAAGUGAAAAAAAAAAUAACGUUCGGUUAUAAAUUUGCAUAGCCCAAUAAAUAUUUUAAUACGAUGAUAUUGGUCAAAUUGUGAAAUCAACUGUUAGCAUAAAAAGACAAUAAGCUGGGAUCAAUAUGGUGAAUGUGAUAGUCGAUAAGGAAAUGACAGAUGGUCGAGGGAAAUGGUCCCAAUUUGUCGAAAUGAAUAAGUAUUUCUGUGCCCCUUUGAUCCGAUCCCUAUCUGCGCCCUGUAUACAAUCAGUGGGUAAAAAGCAAAGUGCUCCGGCUUUCGGCCCCAACAAUUUGAGUUUGUCCUGGCAACUGGCCUGCAAUCCCGCAGACAGUUCGCAUCUUAACGACGACUGUGGGCUGAGAUCACACUCGAAGAGUGACAGGCCUGUGGCCAAGGACUUGAAGUACUUGAAUUCUAGUGGCAAACGCAAGCCAAAGUUGAAACCGACGUACCACCGCAAACGAAACGUCACUGUUAAGCCAAAGGUCACCCCUGUCGGUCUGCCCAAAAUUAUGGUCGUGGAUGCCACAAAGAAGUCUCCGAUUCGGCAAAAUCACGAUGAGCAUCAGGCACAUAAGGAUUGGGAAGACCGCCGAUCGAGCCGCGAAAGUCGUAAAGAACAGGCAGAAAUACCAUACAAUAAGCCAGAUCAGCCAACAACCACAACUCGAGCUAAAAAUCCGCGACCCGAUGUGCUCGUCAAACCCAAAAGGACCUACGGUGUGCCGCUUUGUUAUCGCCCAACAAUGCUAUUGGGCCCCCGAUAUUAUUCGGAUCUGCAGUACUACAACCAACAGCAGUACUACAAUCAGCUCCAGGCGCAACAACGACAACAGCAGCUGAUGCAGCAAAGGAUCUACUAUCAGCCUAUGCAGCAUCUAACAAAGGCGCAACAAGAAUAUUAUGAUCAGGGCCCACGAUAUGCAGUGCCCAUUGAAUCCAUGUACCGCAAAUUACAAAAGGGCAGUUGUUAUUGCGGCAACUUUUACUACAGAUGAAAUGGCACUCCAUAUCGUGUGAUAUUCAUUUUUCAGUCAAAUCCUUUAAUUAACUAUCUGUACACCGACCAAUAAUAACACUGUUGUUCAGUUGUAAACAAAUUUUGACCACAUAACAGUAUAAUAAACAUUUGUAUAACGAUGGUGUCUUAAUAA